This is a messenger RNA of Emiliania huxleyi CCMP1516, 1626 nucleotides long. It is a transcript of the gene GDA6, whose product is annotated as putative glutathione dehydrogenase. Gene Ontology annotation, cellular component: cytoplasm. NCBI's taxonomy places the organism in Eukaryota, Haptophyta, Isochrysidales, Noelaerhabdaceae. Bases 1 to 1626 code for a protein of 541 amino acids. The record is from RefSeq and is a predicted model, not a curated record. Gene Ontology annotation, molecular function: protein binding. The transcript is spliced from 2 exons.
AUGCGUCUUGCCCGCUGCGCGACCUUCCUCGCGGCCGCCCGGCCCGGGCACGCAUUCGCGCUCCCGCCGUGGAGUCAGAUCCGAGCGGCGGCCGGGCCGCCCGCCGACCGCCUCUUUGAGGCCCGGCAGCGCCUCUUUGGCGGCGGCGCUCCUGAGGUCAUCUUCUGGCGCGACAGCGCCGGCUGGUGCCCCUUUUGCGAGAUCACCUGGCUGGUGCUGGAGGAGAUGGAGGUGCCGUAUGAGGUGAAGACGGUGCCUCUUCGGCGGUACAUGCUCGAGGGCGAGACAAAGGACGCCGAAUACACGCGUUUGGUCGGGCCAGAGGGGGUGGUGCCGGGAGUACAGUUCCGGGCCGCCUCUGGCUUUGGGCCGGCGGUGCAGUCCGUCGAGCGAAUCUGCGACGAGCUGCGCCGCAGGUACCCGGAGCGCUACCCGGCGGGCAGCGACGCCGUGCGCGCGCGCGCUUGCGAGGGCGAGGCGUCCGUGUUUGGGCGGCUGCGCGUCGCCCGCCGGUCGUACGAAGCGUGCGCCGGCGCGCAGAGCUCGGCCCUCGUCGCGCUGCAGCCCCUCGCUUCGGCGCUCGCCGACCUGGACGGCAUGCUCGCCGAGGGCGGCCCGUGGCUGGACGGGCCCCGCCCGAGCGUCGCAGACCUGAUGCUCCUCCCCUUCCUCGAGCGCACCGAAGCGGCCGUCCCGUACUUCUUCGGCGAGGACGCGCUCGAGCGCGCAGGCACUUGCGCUGCGCCGAAGGCGGGCGCGACGCCGCGGUACGGAGUCCCGUCGCUGCGGGUCGACGCGGCGGCGGCGGCGGCCAUCGACGGCAUCACCGCCGAGGCGUGCGACGCGUGGGCGGCGGCGGCGACGGCGGAGGAGCGGCGCGAGGCGGCGGGCAGGCUGGCCGGGCAGCCGGGGCUUGUCGCCGCGUUUGCGCGGCGUUGCGCAUGGCUGCCCGACUGCGCUGCCGGCGGCGGUGCUGCGGCCGAAGGGGCUGGCGGCGAUGCCGUCGAGUUCGCUCUCCGCUCCGCCGCGUGGCUGCUGCUCCGCUGCCAGGGCGGCGGAACGUCUCAGGUCCGCUCGGAGGCGGAGGCGGCGGCUCGCGCGCUGCGGAGCGCGCACGGGAGCGCCGCCGCCGCGGACGCCGCCGCGGCGCUGGCUGCCCUCUCCCUCAACGUGGGCGUGCCGCGCGACAUGGGAGAGGGCGCGGCGAGGGCGUUGCGCGCGCACUUGCGCAUCGUGUCGGACGCUCUCUCGGCCGAUCCGCUGCCGCCGAGGCCGCGCUCUGCUCGCAGCUCGCGCGCUCGCAGCGGCGGCGCGGCGUGCCAGCUCAGCUCCGGCCUCACGUACUCGGACGGCGCCGGCCAGCGCCUGGUCAGCGUGCAGAAGCCGCUCGGGCUCGUGAUCGAGCCGGUCGGCGAGGAGGGGGCGCGCGACCAAGGGGUCUGCGUCGCGGAGGUUGGCGAAGGCUCGAACGCCGAGCGGGCGGGCGUGCGUCCGGGCGACGUGCUUCUCGCCGUCAACAACGUGGACCUCGCCUCGGCGUCGCUCGAGCGAGUUCUGGGCGCGAUAUCCGCCGUCCCCGGGAGGGCCGUCAACCUCCGCUUCCAGACUACUCCGCGUGAGUCGUGA